UAGAGCUCAUGGAUUACCACUUUCUAGAGAUAUUGUUUUUGUCGAUUCCAGUGGUUCGUGUGACCAAGGUGGCUCAUGUGUUACAUUUUUCUUUGGGGUUACAAAGGUUGGUGGUAUACCAAUAGCGGUAUUGAUUCAUAAAUUCACUACUAAAGAUGAUUAUGCUAGUGCUUUCAAAUUUUUAAGAAAAUCAUUGGGAAAUUUUGCUUUUUAUGGACAAAUGGAGCCAUCGAUUUUUAUGACAGAUGAUAGUAAAUCAGAACGCCAAGCCCUUAAUGAAAUUUUUCCAAAUUCUACUCUAUUUUUAUGUACAUUUCAUGUUCUACAAGCAUUAUGGCGUUGGUUAUGCGAAAGUAAACAUGGUGUUAGUAAAUUUGAAAGGCAAUUAUACAUGCAAAGAUUUCGAAAAGUUAUGUAUUCACCCAAUGAAAUCGAAGCUAAAGUAUUUAUGGAUGAACUAUGCAACGAUAAAUCAACUCUUUUUCAAAACAUAUGA
Molecule: messenger RNA, 496 nt
Organism: Macrosiphum euphorbiae (potato aphid)
Lineage: Eukaryota; Metazoa; Arthropoda; Insecta; Hemiptera; Aphididae
Source: the annotation of a GenBank genome assembly